GGUGGCAUGAUUGAUCGUGAAAAGCCACGGUCAGGAAUAUGAUUCCUAACGCACGCAGGAAAAGGAGAGUGAAAAGUUGUUGUCUUCAGAUUAGUCAAAAAGCAACAUCACCACUAUUUCCUAUAAGUCAAGAAACUGCAGACAUACAAAGCUGUCAAUUAAGUUGUCAUGGAUGCUUCAUCUUCAAAAGGUGAAGUUAUAAAGCCGGUGCUGCUCAAAGCUGGUAUUCCUUUGGCUCUCUCUGUGGCUGCUUUUAUUUAUGCUAGGAUCAUGGCAAAAAAAUGUGCACCUUCUCAAUCUUCAGCUUUACAGAAUAGGGUGAGUUCUAUCAAAACUGAUUCUUUUGAAGAGGUGGGAGAGGAGGAAGAAGGUGAAGAGAUCAUCACAAGUAUGCAUUUGACAAAUAAUUUAGUGGGAGUUUCAGGGUAUCAUGAUAAGACUGAUUAUACGCUAGAGAUUUUAAGCCUAAGAAAACAAGUCGAAGAAUUGGAAAAGAGAGAGUGGGAGAUAAAGAGGCAUCUUGUUCAUUAUCAUGAUUUGAAAGAGCAGGAAUCUGUGCUUAUGGAGAUUAAAUAUAUGUUGUUGUUGGAGAAAGGUCGCGUUGAUUUGUUGGAUAGAGAGAUUUCAUCCUUGGAGGCAGAGAACAAAAGGGUUGAGAAUUUGGUGGUUGAGUAUUUGAGAAUACUAGAGCAGCUUCAAUAUUGGAAAUCUGAAAGUGGGUUGCUUCGACGGAAGGUAAAGAAACUUUUGAAGAAAACUAAAGAGCAAUCAUGUAUCAUAAAGGGGAAGAACUUGAGGAUUGAAUCUACAAAAGAAGAAAUAUUACGAAGCCGGAACACACUAGAACAAAAAUGUAAUGUUAUCAGGAAAUUGCAAGAUGAAAUGGGAGAAUUGCAGUUUGUUAUACAUCAAUUGCAGGAACAAAAGAAUGAAUUGUCCAGCAAGUUACAAUUGGCAGAGCAUUCAGGUUCAACAAUCUCAAAGAUUGAAGAUGAAGGAAUAACAAUGGAAGACUACAAACUGCGUGUAGCUGAAUAUGAACAACUUCAAAAGGAUCGAGAGGCUGAAGUAAAAGAAUUGAUUUACUUAAGAUGGACUAAUGCUUGCUUAACACAUGGAUUAAUGAAGCAUCACGGAAAGGCCGCACAAGAGCAAGAACAAAAUCAAGAGAAGAAAAAUGUCAUGGAGUUAGAAAUUGAAGGAUGUGGAGGAAUUGGAGAUUAUGACAUGGAGCAUCACUCGGUUUUAGAGCAAAGUAGGCCUUGCUUAAAUGUGGAAAAUGGUAGUAGUGAAGGCGGUUCAAAAAGGCCAAAGUUGCUGCAGAAGCUUAAAAGAUGGGUGGAGGGAAGUGAGAAAAUGAAAUCCAAGUAUGAUGAGAAGGAGAAGCAUGCAAUUAAGUGCUUUGAGAGGCAUUCCCAUUCGGUUUGUGAUGAACCAGACGUAGAGCAUGUAAAUCUUGCAAGGAAGUCAUGUUCCAGUGCAUGACCAUUUAUGUAAGAAUGUUCCAGUGCAUGACCAUUUAUGUAAGAGCUUCUGAUGCUGCCUCAUUAAGUAUUAACAAGUUUGCUUUGAUGCUGUGUAAUAUUUUAUAUGAUAAAUAAGACUAACAUCACUGAGUAAAUUGAGUCACCA
This is a messenger RNA of Mangifera indica (mango), 1632 nucleotides long. RefSeq names its product protein CHUP1, chloroplastic. NCBI's taxonomy places the organism in Eukaryota, Viridiplantae, Streptophyta, Magnoliopsida, Sapindales, Anacardiaceae. The transcript is spliced from 3 exons. Gene Ontology annotation, cellular component: chloroplast outer membrane. The record is from RefSeq and is a predicted model, not a curated record. Gene Ontology annotation, biological process: chloroplast organization. The coding region runs from base 169 to 1485 and encodes 438 amino acids.